This is a messenger RNA of Gavia stellata (red-throated loon), 4867 nucleotides long. RefSeq names its product PHD finger protein 20 (gene PHF20). Gene Ontology annotation, biological process: regulation of transcription by RNA polymerase II. Lineage: Eukaryota; Metazoa; Chordata; Aves; Gaviiformes; Gaviidae. The transcript has 18 exons. Gene Ontology annotation, cellular component: NSL complex; MLL1 complex. The record is from RefSeq and is a predicted model, not a curated record. The coding region runs from base 62 to 2962 and encodes 966 amino acids.
CAGCCAUAUAAGCAACAAGUUUCUUCCUGGGGAAUAAAAUCAGCAGUGUUGAUAUUACAAAAUGACAAAACAUCCUCCGAAUAGAAGAGGGAUCAACUUUGAGGUGGGAGCCCAGUUGGAAGCCCGUGACAGAUUAAAAAACUGGUAUCCAGCUCACAUUGAAGAAAUUGAUUAUGAAGAAGGAAAAGUACUUAUCCAUUUCAAACGCUGGAACCAUAGAUACGAUGAAUGGUUUUGUUGGGACAGUCCUUAUUUGCGUCCCUUAGAGAAAAUACAGUUAAGAAAAGAAGGAUUACAUGAGGAAGAAGGUUGUGCAGGAUUUCAUAUAAAUGAUCAGGUAUUGGCAUGCUGGUCUGAUUGUCGCUUCUAUCCAGCCAAAGUUACUUCUGUUAACAAAGAUGGUACAUACACUGUGAAAUUUUAUGAUGGUGUAGUUCAGACUGUCAAAAACAUUCAUGUCAAAGCUUUUUCCAAAGAUCAGAAUAUUGUGGGGAAUGCUAAGCCUAAGGAAAGAGGUAAUGAAAUUCCGUCGUCUCCUGAAAAGCGGGAGAAAUUUAAAGAACAGAGGAAAGCAACAGGUAAUGCAAAGAAAGACAAGGAUGAAAAGACAUUAAAGACUGAGAAAAGAGUUAAGCAACCUGAUAAAGAAGGAAAAUUGAUAGUCAUCUCAGAAAAAGGCAAGGUCUCAGAAAAGAAUAUAUCUAAGAAUGGAAAAGAAGAUAAAGAGAAUAUAUCAGAGAAUGAUAUGGAAUAUUCAGUAGAUACACAAAUUGAGAAGAAGCCUGAGAAUGACAAUGUAAAGAGUCCACAGGAAAACGCAAAAGAAACUAAACGAAAACGUGGAAGACCACCGAUAACACCUCCAACGGAGCCAAGUUCUCAGACGCUGCAGCCCAUAACUUUGGAGUUAAGACGUCGGAAAAUACCUAAAGGAGGUGCAGUUCCAUCAAAGCGUCCGAGGAUUGAAAAAAACUUGCCUCAGGAAAAAUUGAAGAACUCUUCAGAUAACCCUGAAAGAGACCAGAUCAGGAGACGAUCUUCAAGACUCUCGUCUAGUAUUAGCCAUGAGAUUUUAAACACAGAUCAUGUCACAAUUUCGACAGAAAUUCAGCCUUUGAAAGAUGCAGUAUCUAACCAAAAGGAAUCUGAGAAGGUCCAGUUAGAAACUCCUGUUGAAUCUCACCAAAGUUUCAGUGAACAAGGAUCUCCUGGAAACACAUCACAUAGCACAGCACUCAGUACGGAUGCCAGUUUACAGGAAGAAAAAGUUGAAGACACUGAGUCUUCCUCUGUUACUGUCAGAACUCAAGAACCUUCUGCUGCUACAGAUACUCCUCUACACAUAGCCCUAAGGAAUACCCCAUAUAGAGAUGAAAAAAUAGAAAAGAGAAGAACCUCAACUCCUGUAAGCGCAUUAAAUAGUCACCGACAUUCUGUUAGAGAACAAACCAAGAACCACAUAGCGAGAUCACUGCGGAAGCCUCAAGAAAAAGAAAGAGUUGAAAAUGCUGCUAAAGAACAUGAGAAGAACAAAGAAAGAAAAUCCAAAGACUAUGGAAGGUCCAAGUCAAAGAAAAAGAAAAAAAAGAAAAAGAGAACUAAGCCUGAAUACUCUGGCAGUGAAGAAAACACAGAUAUUUCACAGGAGCUUUCUCCUGAAAAAUCAGUUGUCACAAAAUGUGUUUCUUCAAAUAAAUCAUCUGCCCACCCAAGCACGCUGCUACACUGCUCUGAUUCUGGACAGCACAGAGGAAAAUCAAAAACAAAUGAGGAUGACACCCUGAGUGAGUCAUCUAUGGAUAGCUUGCUUUGGAGUGAUGAUGACUGCAGUCAGGAUGUUGAUGUAACCACAAAUCCUGACGAAGAAGUUGAAGAAAGUGAUUUUGAGAUUGUUCGGUGUGUUUGUGAAGUAAAAGAAGAAAAUGACUUCAUGAUUCAGUGUGAAGAGUGUCUGUGCUGGCAGCAUGGAGUCUGUAUGGGUUUACUGGAAGAUAAUGUACCUGAGAAAUAUACCUGCUAUAUUUGCCAAGAUCCUCCAGGUCAGAGGUCCAGCUUAAAGUACUGGUAUGAGAAGGAAUGGUUAAGUAAUGGUCACAUGCAUGGCUUAGCAUUUUUGGAAGAAAAUUAUUCCCAUCAGAAUGCCAAGAAGAUAGUAGCCACUCACCAGCUUCUUGGCGAUGUACAGAGAGUGAUAGAAGUACUGCAUGGACUGCAGCUGAAGAUGAGCAUAUUACAGAAUAAAGAACAUCCUGACCUAAAGCUUUGGUGCCAUCCAUGGAAGCACAUUACGGUGGAUGAAAAAAUUCAUACAAAACACAUCAUUCACAUCGAAGAAAACUGUUGCAAAGAGGAGACGGCAAGUUAUAGAACUUGGAAUGGGACAGUUGAGAAACCCUCAACCAUUCCUUCUGUGGAGGAAUCUUACAUUACGAGUGAACACUGUUACCAGAAGCCUCGGGCCUACUACCCUGCGAUAGAGCAGAGAUUAGUUGUGGAAACAAGAGGUUCAGCCAUGGAUGAUGGAGUAAAUCGAAUACGGGAAAACGGGGAUGAUGCCCUGUCAGAGAGAUUCGGCUGGAAUCUGGACCGAGAAAUAUGCAAGAUGGAAAAUGAAUCCAAACACAAUUACUCUAAGGUAAGAGAGUCUGUCUCUAAGAAAGUCUCUCCAGAGGAAGCUAUUGAAAUUAAAUUGCUGGAAAAAGACAAAGAAGGAGUUGUGAACUCGCAGCUGCAGUGGCAGCUUAAUCUUUUAGCUCACGUGGAAUCUCUGCAAGAUGAAGUCAUACACAGAAUGGAUUUCAUUGAGAAGGAGCUAGAUGUUUUGGAGAGUUGGCUGGAUUAUACGGGAGAGCUGGAACCACCAGAACCACUAGCUCGACUCCCACAACUCAAACACUGUAUAAAGCAGCUUAUAACGGACCUAGGCAAAGUGCAACAGAUUGCACUUUGCUGCUCAACAUGAGACUAGAAAAUGUUGGAGACUGUUAUGGAGUGUGAAGUUGGAGCAUCUGAUGUGAACAGCUCUGUAUAUUUAAAUGAAAUUAGCAUGCUGGUUGCAUGUGAUGCAGAUUGACUUCAGGGAUUUGUGAAGAAGUGCUGUUCAAAGAACAGCAAAAAGUUUAUUUUAUCUCAUCAUAAUUUUGGGUUUAUUAGGCAAUUAUAAUGAUAUGGAAGAGGUCGUGCUGUUGUCUUCAGAGUUUGGAUGUUGGUUGAUAAAUUAUACUUAAAUUUUCACUCCUUACAAGUUGCUCAUUGAAACGGUAGACUUUUUCAUAAUUAAAUUGACUAAAAAUUGUGCCACUGAAGAACAGAGUUCUAAGAGCCAAAAAUGUUUAGUUGACAGAGGUUGUAAAUAACUUUGCAUUGUUUAAGUGACUUGUGUCAUGUUUUAUUCCUUCUGGUUUAUGCAUAAUAUCACACAGUAUUUAAUCAUUAGGAAAUGUUAUAACAGUUUUCAGACUUAGUAAGUAUGAAUGUCCAGCUCUUAACUAUAAAGUGUUACGUGGAGGUUUGCGAGUAACAGUGGCCUAAACCCCACUUCUAUUACGUUAAAUAAUGUAGCAGAAGGUCACAGGUGGAUUGCACUUACUUUCAGAAUAAAUGAUUGUUUUCCAUAUUUAUCCUGUCACUAUCACAUCACUUGGUACUGGGGAAACCCAUUAACGUUGUGUUUAUGUGCAUUCUUGAGCUCUUAACUAUGGCCAUACUGUGCCUCCUGAUGCAGUGCUAGUGGGUCACCCUUGUUGCGGCAGUAUGAAAUACCGCCGUGAAAAGACUGGAGAUGCGCUUGGAGUUCCAGACUUCAACAAGGUCUGUGAUGGACGUUAUGUAGUUUUCUACCCAUUUGUUAAUAAUUGCCAUUCCGGUUAUAUUUUGAAAUGUAGACUUUUUUCAAUACUCUGAACGUGUUCAUUGUAAAGACUUACUAUGAAUGUGUGGUUUUGGGAAUCAGUUUAUUUUAUAUUUGUGUAAAUAAAGCCUCAAGAUCUAUGCAUGAGGUACUGUCCUCGCAGACAGUGAGUGGGUUAUUAUCUUAAACGGUGUAUGUUCACAAAGUCCCUUUUUAUACCUUAAGUUUUAAUUUCCCGGUUUGUAUUACUUUGUGAGAGCAAGGUGAAAAUGCUGCUUAUGUUCAAGUCACGUUAUACAGUACCUUUUGAAACGUUGGUGUAUCGUAAGUAUUUGAGACGUUAAAAGUCUUUCAGCUGCAGAUCAUAGCUCCGUAAAUAAUGGCUGUGACUUUAGUUUUCCUUCCCAGACGUUGCUAAGUUCACUGUGGAAAAUGGUAAGCUGUUCUUGCAGUGAGAGGGUGUCCUUAAAAAGCUGGAUCUGUUACCUUGAUUUUAUUGUCUGUGAUGGUACCACCAAAGGGUGACAUUUAAGCACAGUUGUAAUUGAAAGGCCCAUAACUGUACAAAUUACUAAUUUUGGAUAUGAAUCUGUAAUGUUUGUAUACUGCAAAGAAUAAUGUAAACUUGAAAUAUCCAAUAUUGUUGUAGGAGUUAAUGGUAUUGACACAGUGACUAUUUUAUUUCCUUCAGAAAACAAAAUAAUUGGGCGACUCUAGCUAGUAACCGAGGCUUUUGUGCCAAGACUCAUUUCAGGGAAUAAUUUGUCUCACAGUUUUAUAGUACUAGUUGGUAUAUAGUGAAUACAACAGAUGUACAGCAGAAAAAUAAACUUAUUUUUCUGUAACACGGUUGGAAUAAAGCUUACAUGAUAUUUAAGAAUCACUUCGCUCUCUGAAGAUGAGACCAAUGCUUAUACCGUGUCUCAUUCCUGGUAAUGACACCUGAAUUCACGUAUACUGUGUAGCUCUAGAACAGCCGGCAGUAACCAGACAACCAGCACAGCAUGAGAAGGAGCA